This is a messenger RNA of Thelazia callipaeda (thelaziosis nematode), 699 nucleotides long. Lineage: Eukaryota; Metazoa; Nematoda; Chromadorea; Rhabditida; Thelaziidae. The record is from the annotation of a GenBank genome assembly.
AUGACAACCCUUUGCAGUGGAUUUAACAUUUUUUGCAGAUCGAUCGCUGGCAUUUCGGCUCUGAGACUUUCAGAUAAAAUCCAUCAGAUCGGAUGUCGAAUAAUAAAGCAUUGUGCUAUCCCCCCGUUCCUAAUCAUUAUUCCAUCUUUCAUUGUGCAAAUUUGUUACGCAGUUCUGCUGGCAAAUCUCACUUUCCUGUAUUUGUCGAAGCGUUUUGCAUCCAUUAAUGAACAACCAAUUUUAAUUCUGAUUUUUGGUGAAGUAAUUCCAAUAUUACUUGUUUGGCUAAUGAUUUUUUACGUUUUUAUGGCAGAACUUGACUGCUUUCGAUACAUCAUUCAUUGCUCUCGUAAUUGGCGCCUUCCAAAAUAUAACCCAGCGGUGUUGAAUGUUAAAGAUUCGAAUUUUGAAAGUUUGUUGGAAUCAUCAUCUAGAAAGCAUUUCAAUGUCAUGGAUGCUUUACAAGAACUUGAACGAACCAAAUCCUCUUUAUCAGGAGGCACUUAUGAUAGUGAUUCAAAACAAUCAUUUACUGAUGCGGAAAUCAAAAGUGAAGCAAUAUCCUCAAAAUAUGGUACUAGAAAUGCGUCACAUUUCUCACACUUCAGCAGUUAUGCACGAAAGGGUUAUUCGGCAACAGGGUUUCACCUGGAAACUGUUCCGGAAGAAUCCCCAAAAUCAUCUACAUCGCUCCCAUAA